Messenger RNA from Penaeus vannamei (Pacific white shrimp), 1797 nucleotides. RefSeq lists its product as uncharacterized. The record is from RefSeq and is a predicted model, not a curated record. Lineage: Eukaryota; Metazoa; Arthropoda; Malacostraca; Decapoda; Penaeidae.
AUGAACGCACCACCAACUGCCAUGAGGUUUGCAAUGAUUAGGGUCAAUGAACCCAACAGGCGUGAUUCGAUGCGGCGCGCGUCGUACUCGCCCCUGGAGCAGAAUCCUCCCCAGGGGGACUACGAGGAGCCCGGCGACGCCCUCCUCACCCCCGAGGAGGAGCCCGAGGCGCCCAGCUGGGCCAACUUCCGCGCCAGGAUCCUGUCGUUCACCCGCGGCCGCAGCAAGAGCCCAACCCUCAAGAGCCCCGGCAGCAAGAGCCCCACGUGCCGCAGCCCCACGGGGAGGAGUCCGAUGUCGCGGAGCCCGGCCAGCAGGAGUCCUUCCAGCCGGAGCCCCACCUCGAACAGGAGUCCGGCCCGCUCCCCCUCCAGCCGCUCGCCGACGUGCCAGUCGCCCGUCAACCGGUCCCCGACCAGCAAGUCCCCUCCUCUGCGCUCCCCGACGCAGCGCUGGGCCCCCACGCCCCUGGCGCUCAAGAGGGGCUCCUUCUCGCGGGGCUCCUCCAGGGAGUCUCGGGGCUCGCGGGAGUCUCCCACGGGCGCGCUCGAGCCGAUCGACACCCCGCCCUCGCGCCGGAACUCGGCCUCCAAGGUCAAGCGCUGCCUGAAAAAGGCCUUCAGCCUCAACCUGGAGGGCGCGGAGGUCGAUGACGGCGGAGAGAUCGGCAGUCCCGUGGCGGGAGCCGCAGCUCUUGCCGGGGAGGGGCAGGGGGGCGGGAGGAGCAGGGGGAGGCGGGGGGGCAGGGGGCGCAUGGUGAAGCUGAAGAUCCGCUCGUCGCCCGUGGAGCAGGUCCUGGAGAUGACGCAGCUCGAGGACGACGAGCGAACGGCCGCGGCCGCCCGGCGAGCGCGCAAGUGGUCGUACCACGGCACGGCGACCCCGGCGUCUCCCGUCGAGGCCCCGAAGCGCCACUCCUUCAGCACCGGCACGGAUCGCUCGGGCAUCGUGGUCACCAACAAUGACCUGGUGUCCCUCCUCGGCCCCACGCACCGCCUCACGCCGCCAGGGCUGCCCGUGCCCGAGGCCCUGCCCGCCGGGUUGCCCAUCAUGCCCAACCCUCGGGCGAGGGGUCGCUCCCAGAGCAUAGCCGUGUGCUGGGACGCCAAGCAAAAUGCGAGCAGCGGCGGCGACGGCGACGCCGACGGCCCGCAGGUGCCCAUCACCAUCCGGCGAACGGACUGCGACUACGUGGCGGCGCCGCUGGUGGGCCAGGCGGGCACGCUGGAGGCGCCCGAGGAGGAGGACGAGGCCGGCGAGGAAGCCGACAAGGGGGAGGUCGACGAGAGCAAGCUGCAGUGGGACUCGUCAGGCUCCACCAUCGACGCGGGCCUUCUGGGCUCGGCCAUCGAGAAGUACCUGAAGACCAGCAGGGACGUCGACUCGGGCGGGAGCGUGGCCUCGGCUCUGACAGGUCUUCAGGUCAAGUGACGAUCAACUCGCCACCACGUAUCACAGGUCACAACCUCGGUGCGCAGGGGGUCGUCGGAACAGCGCCCGGACGACGUGCCCCCUGCACCCCUCGGGGUAGAAGAACGCCCAUCCCAGGAACCUGCCGCCCCUGCACCUCACCCGCCACACGUUUCCAUUGAUCUGGGGGACGCCGCCGUUGAGAAGGAGACCGUCUCUCCCUUCGACAGGAUGUGGCGGCCGCACCUCUACGUUUCCGACGUCUUCUCCCUAAUCCCAGCUCUCAUUAACUGCUUCAUGUUCGAUGACAGUGGAUGACUGCAGGUGGGCGCUGUGCCGCUUCCCCGCCCUGGAUAAAUGUGCUGAUCUUAUCACUCCAAUACUUUG